Molecule: messenger RNA, 10927 nt
Organism: Melopsittacus undulatus (budgerigar)
Lineage: Eukaryota; Metazoa; Chordata; Aves; Psittaciformes; Psittaculidae
Gene: RNF217
Product: ring finger protein 217
Exons: 6
Coding region: 266-1672 (468 amino acids)
Biological process (GO): positive regulation of proteasomal ubiquitin-dependent protein catabolic process; ubiquitin-dependent protein catabolic process; protein polyubiquitination
Cellular component (GO): cytoplasm; ubiquitin ligase complex
Molecular function (GO): zinc ion binding; ubiquitin conjugating enzyme binding; ubiquitin protein ligase activity
Source: RefSeq, a predicted model, not a curated record
CAGCACCAGCUGUGGCUGCCCGCGUCCUCCCCGGCAUGGGGGCCGGGCUCCGGUCGAGACCCCGCGGGCGGCGCUGACUUGAGUGGUACCCGCCGCUCCGUUCCUCUACCCCCGCAGUCCCGCGGGGAGUAGGCCGGGCGAGCGGCAGCUAGCGCCCGCGGGCGGGCGGCGCGGGGCUCGGUGCGGCGGGCCGCGGGGCUCGGGACCCGGAAGCAGAAGCGGGGCCGGGAGGCGGCUGGAUGGGAAGGAGCGACGGCGGGCGGUGAUGGGGGAGCAGCAGAGCUCGCUGAGUGCCCCGCAGGCGGCCUCCGCCGCGCCGCCGAGCCCGGCCGGGCGCCCUUGGGAAUUCAGCCCGGACGACCCGCCUCAGCCGCGAGAGGCUGUCCCGGACGGUGAGGCGGCCGAGCUGGGGCGAAGUGGAGACCCGCCGCCCGCCCCCAGCCCCGAUGGGCAAGGGGCCGAAGAGGAGGAGGCGGAGGCUGUGGCCGGGCCCGAGGAGCCGCCGGCCGCGGAGGAGCCGGCGACUCUGGCGGAGGAGGGGCCGGGGCAGGAGGGGGACAACGGCCGCCCCCGCCCCCCCCGGCGGCAACUGUACUGCACAGUCUACUGUGUGGAGAACGACAGGCCGGCUGCGGCCCCCGCUUCCCCCCGCGGCGGCACGGACAGUGGCGGCCCAGGUGCAGGGCAGCCCCCGGCGCGGCGCGGGGUGGCGGCAGGCGGCGACCCGCUGUCGGCGGGCGGCAGCAUCGAGGUGGUGGACUUGUACCUGCUGCCCGAGCCCUUCUCCGGGCUGAUCGCGGGCGAGUUCGGGCCGCUGCUGGUGCUGAGCUGCCGUGUGUGCCUGGAGGAGAAGCCCAUCAAGCCCCUGUCGUGCUGCAAGAAGGCGGUGUGCGAGGAGUGCCUCAGGAGGUACCUCAGCUCUCAGGUGCAGCUGGGACAAGCGGAUAUAAAAUGCCCAAUCACAGAAUGCAGCGAGCACCUGGAUGAAACAACUGUCCUCUAUAACCUGCCCCAUGACGACAUCAUCAAGUAUAAGUAUUUCCUGGAACUCAGCCGCAUUGACUCCAGCACCAAGCCAUGCCCUCAGUGCAAGCACUUUACAACCUUCCGGAGGAGAGGCCACAUUCCUACCCCUGCCAAAUUGGAGAACAAAUACAAAAUCCAGUGUCCAUCUUGCCAAUUUGUCUGGUGUUUCAAGUGCCACUCUCCCUGGCAUGAAGGUGUUAACUGCAAAGAAUACAAGAAGGGAGACAAGCUGUUGCGUCACUGGGCCAACGAAAUCGAACACGGGCAGAGGAAUGCCCAGAAAUGUCCAAAAUGCAAGAUCCACAUCCAGAGAACAGAAGGGUGUGACCACAUGACCUGUUCCCAGUGUAACACUAAUUUCUGUUACCGUUGCGGGGAGCGAUACCGCCAGCUCCGGUUCUUCGGAGAUCACACGUCAAACCUCAGUAUCUUUGGAUGCAAAUACCGCUACCUCCCCGAGAGACCACAUUUAAGGAGAUUAGUGCGAGGCUCUGUCUGUGCUGGAAAACUGCUCAUUACACCCCUAAUACUGGUUCUGGGACUGGCAUUGGGAGCCAUAGCUGUUGUAAUAGGUUUAUUUGUGUUUCCUGUCUAUUGCCUUUGUAAAAAGCAGAGGAAAAGGUCACGGACAGGUAUGCCCUGGUAAGGAUGGACCUUACUCAUCUGAACUGAGCUGGUCCUUCAAGGGCUAUACACGCUUUGUACAACAGAGCAAUACAGUGCUGGUUAACAGCAUUGAAACCACAGCCCUGGAAGAAGAAUGGGGGAUCUCCUGCUGUCUUCCCUCAAAUAAAAACACUACUGCAGACCAGAAAGCCUCUUUGCUCUGGCGCACUCUGAACAAGAUGGGCCCCCUGACUGCUGCUUUUUAAAUGUUUUGGGGUUUGGGUUUUAUUUUUUUUUUUAUUAUUACGUUGGAGGGGUUUUUUGAGUCUAAGUUUCUAAACUAGACAAUCAAAGUCUCUCUUGUAGCCACAACUCUUCUACCGAUUUGGCCUGUGAAGAAAGCAUUUAACUGCUAACAUGUGCUCCAUUUAACUUCAGUGUCGGCCUUUAAGGGGGAAAUGCUUAGAAGUGUUUGGACUCUUACUGUAUACUGAGCAUACUACUUUUGGUAUUAAAAACUACUUCUGUAAAUAACUUCCAUCACACAGCAUUCUGUUCAGCAUACCAAAACCCUGUCACAUGCCAGAGCACGACAGCUGGUUAUCUUCCAAGUCCUAGGCAAGAGUGUAAUUGCCACCGCCAAACUGCAGUGCCUCAGAGCGAAAUAAUGCUUAGUACUGAAGGUCCAUUAUACUUGCAAAUAUGCUGAUUGGGUUCAAGUCAGUAUUUAUGGCAGUCUAUUGAUGUUGACUGGGGAGAUGUGACAGAUUUGUUGGAAGAGUAUUGCAUUCUGAAAUCCUUCCAGUACAGAAAAAAAAAUUGAGGGAUUUAGAUAAGAGGAAGUGUUGUUGGCCUGUUCUGUCACAGAUAUAUCUGAAAUGUGUUUGCAGGGAAGCUGGAAACCUGCUCUUCUGACUUGGCAUAUAAAACACGUGUUACACACUAGUUGUGUGAAGAUAGACGGUGAAAUUUUAUAACCUAAAUAGCACGUUUUGUUUGUUUAAGUAGGCUGCAUAAGUCUUAGAGUAUCCUUUGAUGUCUCAUGAGGAAAAUCUGUGAAUUUUGGGUAAGGGGAGUGGUCAUUAAUUCUUAGGAGACCAUUUUGUCCUUAUUCUCCGCUUCCAGUGUUUCUCUUCCUGGCACAUUACAGAUCUGAAGAGAAUAGUUAUCCUUGCUCUUUUUUCCUAACUUCAGAGUGCUGCUAUUUGCUGCCAGACCUCUUUCUCAGUGCAAAACCACAAGAGCAAUGUAAUUCAGCGUUAGGAAUCAUCUACUGAGAUUUUUUUCACUUUUGAUUAUAAUCCAAAUUUAUCAUACAAAUAUAACUUAAAAAUAGAAGAAGAUAAAUUUAUGUAAGCAGAACACUGAAACAAUAAAGGAAGUAUCUACUUUAAAAAUACAAGCUGGUCUUAAAGAAGACUGGAUCUGUACUGUGAAAGGUACUUUUUUUUCAGUGUGUGUGUUUGAAGAUACGCGUGUAUAUAAAUAGUGAGAGGGGGAAGCAGGGAGAUGGCAAUGUCCUAAAGAGUUUACAGACUUCGGAGUCUAGGUCUGCAAAUAGCGUAUCAUUUGAGAGGAUGUACUUUGCACCACUUUCUUUAAAUAUUGUUAUUAAAUCUGAAUCUAGUUGUAAUUUUUAAGCAAAUAGUAUUCUGCCCUGCCAACAUAAUACUGUUACAAGAUACUCACUUUGACUUCAAAGCUUCAGUGGAAGAAACCAAUGAAUCUUGUUUACCUGGAAACACAAAUAUCAUCUUACCAUAGCUGGCUAGUAUGCUUGUUUUCUGUCAGCUUCUGGUUUUGUUUUCUUGGGUUUUUUUUCUUGUUGAAACAAUGUGUGCAAGCACAGUCAACAAGUACUUAAUAUUUCCUUUUGAAUUUAAGGGCAUGUUGACUCUGUUGUCCUAACAGUAGUAGUAUCUUUCUAAGAUGUGCAAAUUAAGCGGGGAAGCAAUGACAUUUAGAAGUGAAGUUCAAAGUGUAUCGUCAAUGCAAAUCCACCCAUUAAUUAGAUUUCUUCUUCUGUGAUACAUCAGUUUUCUAUUUGUGUUCUGUCUGAGGUUGGAAGCUGCCUUAAAAGUCUUGGUUUGAGUGUGUUUUCUGAGGCUAUACAUAUCAGUUGUCUUUGGCUUACUCAGGGAUUUUUAUUCCUCUCUUUAAAUGUCAAAUAAUGAAGAUAUUUUUGUAUUAUUUAGAAAAACCUUCAAACCUCAGAGUGAGAUAUAUAUAGACAGAUUUGGGUUUGCAAUGCAAUCUGUAAUAUGGUGUCAAACUAUUCCACAUGAGAAUAUUUUCGUACUUGAGAUUGUAAUUAACUAUACAGUGGGUUAAUUUCUUUUCUUUUCCUGGUUCUUUAUAAAUAUGUGAGAUAUUCGUACAGUCUUUGUAGCUGUUUUCACUCUGCUUUGUUUGCCAUUUUCAGUUUCUGAUGGGAAUUCAGAAAGAUCUGAAAUUAAGAUGUGAGAAUAAAGUGCAUUAAAGGGAACAUAUUAGAUCUGCACUUAUUUAUAUUCAGAAAGCAUGUCAUUGUGGGUGGAGGAAAGGAGCCCACAUCUCUGCUCCUAUGUUAUCAUUUCAUCUAGGCCAUUUUUAUUUUAUCUGUACAGAUUAAAUCAAAGGGAAGUGGUUCGUCAUUUUUUACACAUAGCAAAAAGACUCAUCUUUGACCUUGUAAAGAUGAGAGAGUCUAAUCUUCCUCUGUCAGUAGAAAAAAUAAUAGGAAUGACAAUAAUACUUGCUUUUGCUUUUCUGUAGAAUAGGAAAGUAUUUCAAGAGGCAGUCAGACUAGGAAUAUGGAAGUCUUUUUCCAUUCCUAUUGAAAUAUUCCCACUUGAAUCAUACAUAAAUACAGUUUUCCAUUAAUAUUGAGUAAUAAAAGCAACUGAAAUAGUAGUUUAAUACAAAACUUCAUUCAAUAAAAUGCUAGCUUUUAAGCAGAUCUUCUCAUAUCUUGUAUCAAAUCCUACAUACAUCAAAGACAUGUCAUUUGUUUUACAAGAAUUAAGUUAUCAGUUUGAAAGAAAUGGAAUUAAUUUAGUUGAAGGAAAUUCAAGAACAUUUUUAUUAUGUAAAUGUGGGGUUUUUUUGUAACUGUCCUCUAAAGAAACCAUCAGACUGUCCUACUCCAUCUUUAUUAGCAGAAAACUUCAUCAGGCAGCUGAAAUAAUCUGCGAAGGCAGACUUCACACUACUGUAUGCUGAUCAUCACUGAUCAUCAGGUUUGCUUUCAUCACAUUUAAUAUUUAAGAUUGUUUAUCCUUAUGCAAAGUUGUUGCUCACUGAUACCUGUAUUUGAACUAGGAAAUGCUUAAAUCCAUUCUACCUAGCAUUCUGUUUCAAGCUUGCCUGGAAAUGGCUCUACCUAUGCUCUUGAGUCUCCUUGCAUGCAUGCAGUUAGAGCUGGUGCCCUCCCUGCAGCGCCAUGCCGUGUGUGUAGGAAGGGACUGCUUUCCCUUUCGUCACUAAUAGUAAUUGGUUGUAUUUCACUAAUUGGGUCAGGUUUCAGGGCUGCUCAGCCAUGUCAGUAGCAGGGUAAUUCUGACUGCUGUGGCAUCUUGGAGCAUAGUUAGGUAUAUUUGCAGAGCUUAUCCAGGAGCUUGUGACUGGAAAAUAAUUGUGCUUUUCCUUGUGUCAACCUAUUAGUAAGACUACAAGCAAAAGGCAGAAGUGCAGUUCUGAGUAGCCUUAUGCUGUAUCUGACCCAUCUGUUUUAGGUCCAUGCGAAACAGUCUUCAUUUCUCACCACCCCUGUAAUAAACAACAUAUUCAUAUCUUUCAAAUGUCAUUAAAUAGUCACUUUGAGUGAUCCAUUAUCUUCCUUUGGGGCAGUGCAAAUGUAUAAGUAAGAUUUUGUAUGACUUUGGUAUUGUGAUGCUGACUUUGUAAUUCUUCCUGGUAUGGUAGAUGCUUUUUCAUUCACAUCUGUUUAUUGGUUCUGAAAGUUUGAUCAAUGUGAAGUUUUACUUUAUUAAAAAUAUUACUUUGCAGGGACUAUUGCCAAUUAAACAAGAAAGUGUUUGGGAUCACCAUCUGAUAUUCUUUUUAGCCAAGGGGCUUUCUGCUCUUCCAAAGACCGCCACAGCUUGUGUGAUGUGUAGGUAGGGCAGUAAUUCUGCCAGACCAUACAGAUUUUCCAGUGAUUGAAUUGUUUCUCUUGCCAGUUAGAUAUGAGAAAUUGUUUUAUAUUCAAUGGUCAAAUAGUUUGCCAUGCAGACUCUUUUAUUAUUUAGUUGUGGUGGUUUGUUUCUUGAGCAAACUUGGCAUCACUUAUAAUUCCUGGAAUUAUUGUUGUGUAGGUUUGAGCUGUGGAUUUUUUUUAUAUAGUUUAUAUUAGAUCUCAGAUUUUGCUGAUGGAAAGAAUCCUGCCUGAGGAAGUUGUGAGAGAAUUUCUUGGUUUCUUUUAAUUUUGCAGCCUUAUAGUAGCCAGUGGGUCAGCUUCAUUGCUGACAUCUGUCAUAGCCCUGUUUAAACCAGGGAAGUUGUACUCAUUUUUUUUUUUUAUCCUAGUGUGGAGUUUGGUCACAAAUACUUCCAGUAAAGAUAUUUGGAAAUGUGUUGAAGCCAUUGUGGAGCAACUUGAAAAUCUGGUUAAUUUCUGAAGAACUGCAAAUCACUAUGGAGCCAAUCCUCUCACUCGCAGAGUGAUGCUAUUUCUAGAGAGGGCAGGGAGUAGUGAAGAAUUUCCAAAUGAGAUUCUUACUAAAGCAGAUUGUCAGGGGAAGGAGUACUAGCUUUUCAUGUCAUAGAGACCUUCUUGAUGCUUCAAGUCACUAGUAAAGUUAGAAACAACAUCCACAGACAGUGUUAAAUAGCAUACCUGAAAAUUCUUUAUUCAUGUAACAGAUACUAACAUGGUGCAAGAAUUGGAAUUACAGCUCUUCAGUAUGUUUUGGAUUCAACACAUAAAUUUGAAAAAGAGGGUACAUUCAAAAAGUUACGUUGCUGAUAUAUUUGGUGGCUAGUCUUGCUACUGUUACAUGAAAAAACAGCUGCGCCUUGGUUCAACUGCAGGACUAGAAGUAUUUUCACUUCAGUACUACUGAAGCUGUAACAGAACACCCCCGAAGUUUUUUCUUAAUAAAGCUAACAAGUGCAGCUUACUGCAGUUACAAACUGUUGCUUCCUGGCUGAUUCUUCCUUAUCUGUCUAUGCAUAAGGGCUCAUGGUCUAUACAUUCUCUCUCCAGUAAGGAAUGGAAUGCUUACCUUAGGCAAUUAAUCACUGAUGGUCCUCUUAGGCUGACAGUGAAAUACCAUGAGGUAGGGAAAUCAAACCUGAUCUUGGAGUGCAUGCUUUGAUUUCAAAGAUAAAAAUGUAUAAUAAGCUUUAAUUGUGUACUACUUAGUAAAAAUACAUAAAUUUUGAAGCAUAAUUCCAGCUGUUUAUAAAUACAUCUGUUUAAGAAACAGUAAUAGGGUAGUUGUAAUAGCAGUUAGUUUAUUAAAAAAAGCUCACGGUGCAAAAGAAAAUCUUUUGGAGCUUUUUUGGCCAAUCAUAACUUAAAAACAAACAAAAAAAACUUACUGUGUCAAAACAUUUUUUUGGCAUAAACGUGGAUUUUGCAAGUACCUGGUGAAACACAUGCUUAACCGCAUUCAGUGUUGAAAACUUGUAAUUCUGAAAACAGUAUUGUUAAAGUUUUAAUCCACUGUCACUGAGCAUGAUGUUACUAAUACAAUGCCACAUUUACCUCAUUUUUAGAAGGAAAAACUACUUACAGAAUCCAGACAAGCUGUUCAGAUGUUUUAAACCUGUCCUAUAAAAGUGCUGAUGCAGUCAAGAAAUAUUUCCAUGCCUUAUGAAAGUUCCAGAUAAGCAGGUGGACUCAGUCUUUAGUCAUGGACUAUAUUUCAUAUAAAAAAAUGCACUCUUAUUAAGACUUCUUCAUACCAAUUUACAUUCUGCUGCUUCAUGUCCACAACUUUCAAGGACAGGAGCAGAUCUACAUUUCACCAUGUUUACCAUCUUGCAAUAAAAUGUUUACCAUAUUUCCAUUUGCUACACACUUGAUUUCUAAUGCUCUCCUUUUUCUUCCACAUUUUGUAAGUUAAAACUGACUUGUGAAAAUGGCUGAAGAUGAAAUUGGACCUGGAAAAUGUGAUCUCAUAACAAGUUUCAGUAAUGCUCUGCUGAGCUAUACCAGCAAAAGAUUGAUUCUGUUGUAUUGAAAUUACUUGAAUGCAAAAUGCUGAAAUCUGUUUUUUCUUCAGGGCUUUUAAUUUUGCAUUUUUUUAAAAUGUAAUUAAAAGCACAGUCACCUUUGUUACAUUACUGCCUGAGUCCGAAUAACUUUUUAAGGUAUUUAACUCAUGUGACUGGUAGAGAUGAGAAUAAUAGGUGCUGAGAAAAAGGAAACAUGGUAUUUGAGGGGAUUGUCCAAGCUGGACUUCAUCUCAAUUCCAUGACAGUUCAGUGAAAAAUCUUCCUCUGCCCACAUUCCUUUUAUAUAUUUUAUGGUGAAGUAUUCCUUUAGAAUCUGGUUAAUUUGAAUGCCAGGAGAUGAGGGUAGUGAGAUGAUAGAUUACAUCCUUUUUAGUGUACAGGCUUCUGGCACAACGAGAGUGCUGGCCAAAACACUGUAGUUUCAUUAAGAAAGCAAUUUCUAACUCCACAUUUGGGCUAUAUACACACUAGAUGCAUCAGUGAUUAGAACUUUCUGUAGUAUGUUUAUUUCAUGACUAAGAAGUUGUAACAACUGGAGGUAGGUAAUACCCAUAUAAUUAGUGCUUUAAUUCCAAUAUUUCAGUGUGUUUUCUAUAAUGAGGAAUUUUAAAUGUGUAAGUGCCUUACUGCUUGAAACAAACGAAAAGUGUUCAUUCCCCUCCAUAGAGCAAUAUGGGAAUUUCAUUUCUGUGGACUCUUACAGACAGACCUGUUAAGCCAAAGUAACCAAUACUGGUUUGUCCAGAAAGUUGAAAAAUGUUAGGGUAGAAGUUAUUUUUUUAUGAUUUAUAAAAGUAAUCCAGCAUGCCUAUUUUAACUCUGACCUUGAUCUCAUUUCUGAGUUUUUAACUUGCUGUUCACUCUUCCCUCCACCCCUCCAUUUCCUUUCAGACUUCUGCAGAAAUGCAUCUUACAUUGUCAGGGUGAGUUUGGUCUUCCAGCAUAACUAGCUAGGAAUUUUCAACCACUUAAGGAAAUGCAACUUUUUGGAGAAGAGAAUUCAACUGAAGUUAAUUAGUCCACAACCUGUGGUAUGUGUACCAUCAAACUCCAGGGCUUAAAUGGGCUCUGUCAGCACUGAUUCGUGAAGGUGGAAGCACGGAGGAGCUUGGUGCACAGAGGUGCACUAGGCUGAGACUCCGAGCAGUUAAGCAGUAUUUCAGUGGUAUCCAAAUUAAAUGAACACAUCCUGUUAAUUUAAGUUGGUAAUUCCUCUGGGGUGGGUAUCUGGAUGGACUAAACCAUCAAUUAGUCUUGGUGGAGCAGCUCUGGGAUCUCUGCCCAGCCCUUCACUGGGUGGUGGGAAGUGUGGUCUGAAGAAGUAGUAGUUGUUUUAGUAUCUCCAGGUAGCCUCAUAAUGGACUCUGUAGGGUAUCUUCUUCUGGGAAUACUUCCUUUCCCAGAAGGUUCUGGAAUUUCACCUUUCAUGAUCUAGAUUUUCUAAAGGAUCUGGGUUUUUUUUCUUACUAACGUUUCUCUCACUUUCGUCCAUGUAUUGGAAGUCAGGUGCCAAGAAUAAGCUAAUUCUCUACAAUUAUCUUGAAUUAUAUGAACUUCUGGUAGGAAUUAUCUUAAAAAAGUUACAAAACUGUCAGAAGGAGAUGGAGUUAAUAAAGGGGGGGGGCGGUAACAGCAAAACCAAUGCUUUAGGAGGUCUAUUUCUUGCAGAUUCAUGAUCACAAAAUGGUUUUACUAUGUUCAAUUUCUUCUACUAAGCGUUUGUGAAGGAAGAAAAGAAGAAAGUGAGGGAGAAACGAAGAUAAGAAGAGUAUCUCUGAACCUUCUCCUGAAAUUUCAGAACUGUAGGCUUCCUUCCACCCCCACCCCAGUUCUUAAUUGGUAAUAUAGUGGUUGCUUGAAGUGUUACUUGUUUACAAAGCAUCACACACAAGUGUUUUAUCAGCAUUCAGCUUGCAUAUCUGAAGGUUUAGGGAGUUUGAUUUAGAGCCAUACUGCAAUAAAAUAAUUGAAUUACCACUUACAGAUACCUUAAUAACUUCUAGUUCAGUAUUAUCUCAUUUUUAGGCAUUAACUAAGUCAUUCUAUAACCCACUGAAUAGGAGGCACCGUGUAUCAAAAUGCUUUUUCAAUCUUAUGAGUUACUAUUUAUUUUAAAGUUCUUUCCUUUAAAUGAAAUUUUUCUUGCAACCAUCAGGCACACAGCCAAAUUGCUGAUAAGGAUUUUCCAUUAUCUUUCUUCUGCAUUUAGCUGAUAACUACUUUUUUGUUGCAUAGUUUUGCAACAGUGGUCUUCAUGCUGUAAGAACUUGAUGAAAAUAUUUGGUAGCCUUGGGCAAUAUUUUACAAAUAAUCCAUCUUCAAGCUGGUAUUUUAGAUGUAUACCCAUAAUUACUGUUGAGUGUGCUACCACUGUAGCUGCUUUAGUUUGUGUCAAUGUUUCAUGUGGAUUAUUUCUUGCUACCCUCUUCAGAGUGCCUUUUAAUUUAGGAGGUCUAGAGAUGGUUCACUGAAGUCUUGUGUUCAAUCUAACACAGUGAUGAUUGAUUGUUAAACUUGUCCUGAUGAAUGUAUAACUGAAAUCCUGUUCUUUAAAAAGCUGUAGUAGACAGGUUGUAUAUGCACAUGUACAUGCAUGGAUAAAGGGAACGUGUUCUGCCAAUGUUUGUCCUGCUGGACAGGACCUUUUGAAAGUAAGUGAAUUUUUUAACAGUUUUAUUUUCAAAAUGUUACCUCACUAGUAUUCAGCAGGAGGUAUGUCUCUGUACUGCUUCACUUUGCUAAAUACAAUCACAGUCAUGGUAGGCAGUUUAAAUUAAAAGACCCUGCAAUGAAUCUGGUGUCUGUAUUCAGAGUUAAGUUCCUAAGUCAGAAUUUAGGGUACUUCAUUCCCUUUAAAGGCAUUCCUUUCACGCUGAUAUCCCAUGCCCCUGUUAGCAACAAACUGAAAAAGUGCUUCCCCAUGAUGAAAUGGAAGAAUGUAAAGCAGCAUUUUAAUGCACUCCACCUGUCUUGGAAUCAAUAUUCAGAAAUGGGGGGUGUGGGGGUGUGUAGUAGGGAGGUGGAUUUAAGGAAUUGUGGGAAGAUGUAUGUUGUAGAGUUUGUUCACUUGCACACAGGGGCUUUUAUGAUGUCAUCUAGUAACGUCUACCUAAUAAAGUUUUGAAAAAGAAAA